AUGCAAUUUACAGAAACUCUACUGUCUUCAGAUGAUGCAAGUUUUGAGCGUCUGUUGUUCGAUGAAGUUAGAACACAGGCUCUUGAAGUAUGUACUCCUCAAGUUUUCAAACCUUCGGAAAAUAUAUCAGCCGAACCAUUUGGUGAGAGUGACUUCGAGUCGAGCAAAUCAGAAUACGCUGCCUUAGAACGGACAUUGUUUCGUAGUUUUGAAUUAUUCAUUGCUGGGAGGGAAUUCAUCAAAACUCAAGAUGCGGGUGAAUGUGCCGAUCAACUUGAAGCUUAUUUGCAAUCUGUAGCUCCGAGUGAACAGGGUAUAUGUGGUCGAAUAUUUCAAGCCAAUGAACCAACCUAUUGUUGCAGGGAUUGUGCAAUUGACUCAACCUGUGUGUUAUGCAGGGGCUGUUUCUUCAACAGUGCUCACAUUAAACACAAUUAUAAAAUAAGCACAUCCAUUGGUGUCGGCUAUUGUGAUUGCGGAGAUCCUGAAGCUUGGCGUUCAGAUGCUUGGUGUAAACUUCACAAAAACACAUCAAAAUGUGAAGGAGCUGAAGAGAACAACUUAUCCAAACUUACUGAUACUGAAAAUACAGAUGUAAAGUUACGAGCUGAACUUGAAAUCUCCGUCGACGAAUUAAUGGUCUUCCAAAGUGCGAUUCUUUGUCUUACUGAUUUAAUUCAAGGCACACCUCGUCUAUCAACUGAACCCUUGAGUAGUCGACUGCAUCAGGAAAAAUGUCCAUUGAGUGAAAACGGUGAUGAAAAACAGACGACUGUUGAUUUAUGGUCGACAGAUGACGGUGUGGUUGAUUAUAAGAUGGAUAAUGAGAACUCAUGGGAUAAUUGGCCACCUCCUUUAUCGCAUAUCCCACUUGUCUCACCUAGUGAAGAUGCUGCAAAGCUAGGGCAGGACGCCUGGCCAAGAACUGCUCCUAAACGUCGUUCUGCUGUGGAUGUAGAGGCCAGAUGUUUAGCUCAGUUAGAACGAGCUAGAAAGUAUCAUCCUAGAUUAUUUCCUCCACGACCUAUGCGUACAGCUUCUGAGCGAACCGCAGCUUCUCGAUCAUUUUUAGUUUUACUUUACAACAAUGAAUAUCACAAUUAUGAGCAGGUUAUCAAAACGUUAAGACGUGUGCUGGACUGUACAACUCAGCAGGGUACACAUUAUGCGGUGCUUGUUAAUUGUGAUGGCCGUGCAGUUCUUCAAACAAACCUCACCGCUUCACAAGCGUCUAAUUUGGCAUCAAUUCUGAUGCGUACAUCUACAAGUUUAUCUACACGUCCAAUAAAUUGUGCAGCUCAACAUACGGAUGUUUAUUCAAUGGAAGUAUUUUUCACAUUAUUUAUUCGUUGGUUACGUCGUUUCUGUGAUCAAGUACCUAGUUUACGACCGAUUAUUUGUCAUGCUAUCUUGGGUCAUCUACCAGCUAAUAAGAAUGGUAUCGAUGUUAGUGAAUCAAGUCAAUCAAAUGAUAUAUUGCCAAUAUUACUCCCCGGGGAAAUUGUUGAACAAGAUUCAUUUUUAAGUCAUAUAUUGGAACGUCAUAGUUUAACAUGGAGAUCUGUUCGACAAGAAAUGUUACGUCUUAUUAUGAGUGUACUCCUAAAAGAUAAUUUUUAUCGAUGUGUAUUUGCAAUUAAAUUUACCAGAUCCUAUUCAUCGUUAAUUCAAAAUCAUAUUUAUGAUGAUCAUUUAGUUGGAGACAGUUUAUGUGGUCUAAGUUGUCAAUUUUACACUGUUAUCAGUUUGGCACGUCAACUUUUAGAGCAGAACAAUAUUUUGACACGAUUAAUUUCUCGAUUAACUAAUGCAUUUCAAGUUAAUUCAAUUGUUUUACCUGAUUUUUAUUCACAAACAACUAAUCAAAAUAUACCUGCCGAUAUACAAGAAGAAUUAGCUAUAUCUAAUUUCAAUACUGAUACAAAUGUAUCAUGGGUUAGUGCUGUUCUUGACCUACUUAGACGUUUGAAUCCAUUCGAAUGGGGUUCAUCAGCUGGAUCUUAUAUGAACAAUCUUACAAUAUCAUCAACUAAUAUGAAUCCAAUAAAUUGUGUUCUUCCAGAACCGCGUGUUUUAUCAUGGCAAGCUGGUAAUACACUUGCUCGCUCAUUAUUUCAUCCAUUUGAACGAUUAUUUCAUGUUAUACGUGAUGUGGACUAUAUUCUGGCAAGCUUAACUAAUGUUCGACCUAUUGUUAUAGAUAAUGAUGGUAAUUGUUCAGUUACUUGGUGGACGGAAGCUGCAAGAUCUGCUUAUCUUGAUUAUAUAAGACAAUUUUUAUCAUUGCUUAGUUUUAUACAAGAUAUGAAUGGUAUGCAACGUGAAACACAAAAUCAUGUUGAAGAAGAAUUAGAAUGGGCUAGUGGAUUUUAUAUUAUGAGUUUAUUAGUUAGUCUGCUUGGCCUAACUGUCCAAGUGGCGAGUUCAGAUUAUGAACUUUACAAUUUGGUAUUACGUGAAGUUCGUCAGGUCUUUGAAACACGUAUUGGUAUAAUGGAUCGUCGUUUUCGUAUUAAACCGUUAACAAUAGAUCUUAAACUUGAUAACAAUGAUGAAUCUAAUCAAGCUAAUAACAAUGUCAUGUCGAAUAAAUUAAACUUUCAUUCACUUGGUGUCACAACGGAAGUGUAUGUGUAUGAUGUAUCAGUGUAUCGUUUAAGUUUAUUACAACCGAUUCCCGAUUAUUGGCAAGUUUGUAUGGACAUGGAUUAG
Messenger RNA from Schistosoma mattheei, 2712 nucleotides. NCBI's taxonomy places the organism in Eukaryota, Metazoa, Platyhelminthes, Trematoda, Strigeidida, Schistosomatidae. The record is from the annotation of a GenBank genome assembly.